Leptidea sinapis is the source of this 3101-nucleotide messenger RNA. RefSeq names its product histone deacetylase complex subunit SAP30 homolog (gene Sap30). The record is from RefSeq and is a predicted model, not a curated record. Gene Ontology annotation, cellular component: histone deacetylase complex. The coding region runs from base 459 to 1001 and encodes 180 amino acids. Lineage: Eukaryota; Metazoa; Arthropoda; Insecta; Lepidoptera; Pieridae. The transcript has 3 exons. Gene Ontology annotation, biological process: regulation of DNA-templated transcription. Gene Ontology annotation, molecular function: protein binding; transcription coregulator activity.
GUUCUGAACGCUGCCGGCUGUAAAGAACAAACAGUGGUUAAAUUCUCUUGGAGUGCAUAUUGCAAUUUACGGAAAGGCGAAACGACAGUCGAUUAAUUGUAUUAUUUAAAAUAGUUGAUGAAAUUCUUAUUUAUUGAAAAUAAUAGCAUUUUGUAAGACUCGGUGAGCCAACUAACAAAGCUAAGUGUUUUCAUUCGAAGAGUAGGUAUUGUUAUUUGUUUUUGUUGCCUUUAUAUUGGCUUCGGUUGGAAAUAAACAUCAUUUUUGUGUAGUUAACGAAAAUUUUGCUUGUAAAUUGUUGUGACUUUGUAAGGCAGGAUUUGUGGUUUAAGGAACAUAAUAUUACUUAAAAAUGAUUUGUUUUGUUGCCAUACGUAACCUCAAUGAAGAGGUUUUGUAAAUACGUAGAUUUCGUGCCCUAAAGUAAUUGCCACAUUUGUUACUACUAUCUGUUAUAUAUGAUUCAACGGGAGCAUCAAAUGAAUAACGGCUUUAGUACAGGAGAAGAAGAUUCUAGAGGUAAUUCCGAUCAAAUAUGUUGCCUUGUAGAUGACAUCGACCGAUGUCGACGACUUGCGGGUAACGCGUCCUAUAGCAAACGCAUUCAGAAAACCGUAGCGCAGAAGAGGCUUAAACUAAACAUUGAUAAUCAGGCAAGGCACACAUAUAUUUGUGAUUAUCACAAGACAAUGAUUCAGUGUGCAAGAACAAAGCAGAGGAGGAACAAAGACUCUGAGGAUGAUAGUAAUGAAGCUGAUAUUGAUUCACCUGAAGUGGACUGGUUUCAGCUCCAGGUGAACACUCUGAGGAGAUAUAAGAAACACUUUAAGAUACCUACAAGACCUGGGCUGAAUAAGGCACAACUUGCAGAUGCUGUUCAGAAGCAUUUCAAGUCCUUGCCGGUGAAUGAAAAAGAUAUAGUAACAUACUUUAUUUAUAUGGUUAAGACUAACGGUAAUAGGUUAGAUCACAAGAAUGGAAUGAAUUCGGACUUACUGUGAUCAAGUGGUGUUUAUGUAUGUACUGUGAUUUGUGUAGUUUAUAUUUAAAAACUUAAUCAACUAAUUUAUAUAUAUUCUAUAAAUAUUAUUUACAUACUAAUUGUCAAAUGAUUUUACGUAUUUGCAAAUACAUUAACAUUUUCAUAUUGGCCAGUUUAUCAUUUUGAAUUAAAUUAAUGAUUCUUAAAAGAUAUUAUUACAGUCAAUAUUAAAAUACAUCUUUUUAAAAUAAAAAACAAAUAAUUAUUAGUUAUUACUGAAACAAUGGUAUACAAUAAAUACCUUUAUUUAUUGUAUAUAAAAUAUUGUAUUUUAUAAUUAGGAACUUCUUAUUCUUACAUAUAGUAAUUUAGCUGUGUAUCUUUUUUUAUUGUUAUAAUUUAUUAAAUUAUUAUUUGACUUAUGUACCAUAAUUAUUAUAGAUACUAUAUUAAUAAAACUUCAUUAAAUCAAGAAUCCUUUUUAGAAGAAACAGGUAAAUUUAAUUCAUUAUGCUGACAUAACAUAACCUGAGUUCACAUGACUAGUUGAGGAAGGACCUGCACCGAGUAUAAGGCCCAGUAUCCACCAAAGUAGAGAGGAGAGGAGUUAUGAUAACCAAUCAGAUUUCGUUAUUUCCACACCUCUCCGCUUAGCUUUGGUUGAAAUGUAUCAAGCAGAGAGGAGAGGUCUCUAUUGUCUAUAGAAUAUUGUGUCGCGUCGAGCGAUUAAGAGGCGCAGCGGAGCGGAGAUGCGUGUAGGUAGGCGGCCUCCGCUUCCGCCCCUUUCCCCGCGCCUCCCACACCUGAAAGAGUUGUUAUAGGCACAGGUGACAUCUCUCCGCUUUGGUAGAAAUAACCUAACAGCCUUGCGGCCUGGCUCCUCUCUGCUUUGGUGGAUACUGGGCUUAAUAUUAAAAAAGCAGACUAGUUUUUCAAUCUUGGAUAACGAACUAGGAAUUCAGUAUUAACAAUAAUAUACUGUAUUCUUGUAUCAUUAUACUAAAUAAAGUUAGGACAGUACCAUUGCAAUGACUAAAGUAAUGAGUAACAACACAUUGUAAAAUACAUAAUAUAAUUAACUGAAUUCAUAAAAAAAAUUGACUUAAACAUUUUUUUCUGAGUCCAGUAAACAUAGAUUAUCUAUGGAUUAUAUUGUGUAACAUAUUUUUGUAUAUUUAUUUUAACUACUAUCUUAUAAACCGAUUAUGAGGUACAUAGUGGCAAAUGCAAUAAUUAUAUUCAUUCUAAAUUAUUCAUCUCUGUACUUUGAGUAUAUUUUAUUGUCUACAAAAAGAUGUAGAUGAGCUCGAGGUUGGAAAAGAAAUCGCGUACAUACCUAUUCAUUGCUAUUUAAUUAAACUAAUAACUGUCCUAUAGCUUGGAGAUUUUGUAUUCUUGAAGCCAGAGUUACAAGUUUGCUCUCUAGAAAAAGCAUUGUCUAUCUAAUAUAUAAAAUUCUCAUGUCACAGUGUUUGUAGUUAAUCUCCUUCGAAAUGGCUUGACCGAUUCUCAUUAAACUUUGAGUGCACAUUGGGUAGGUCUGAGAAUCGGACAACAUCUAUUUUUCAUCAUCAUCAUCAUUUCAUGUUAAGGGUGGUCCACACAAUUUUUUUUAAAUUUGUUUGAUUAUGAGUCAGCAUUAAAAAUACAUACAACUUCAAUUUUCUAGGUCAGCUAGUUACUUAUAAAAUGCAGGGAUUUUGUAGCACAAUGAACACUAAUCUCUUGACUUUUAGAUAAUCUGUCUAGAUAGUCUCUUGCUGUUGGACAACCAAUAAAAACAGAUGAGGUUUAAUACUUUAGUGUUUGUGACAAACUACAUCUUACACAUGCGAUUUGUAUCACACUUUGUUUAAGGGUGUGUGCAUUGUUCAAAAUAUAGGUUAGUUUUAAACUUUUUUCGUCAUUUUCACAGCUGACAUAGUCUAUCUAGAUGUAGGAAUGAUCUAAGUCUCUUGAUUAACACACUAUUUAAAGUAGUACCUACCUGUAUGUAUUAAGGAAUGUUCUAGCUAGCUACAUAUUAGUGAGUGUUCAAAUACCAAUGUCUUAUAAAAUCUCUCAUUGAUAUUAAAAUUUGGUACAUUUAAUCAAUAAAACUCAAGCAAUUAUCAAUCAA